Molecule: messenger RNA, 234 nt
Organism: Rotaria sp. Silwood2
Lineage: Eukaryota; Metazoa; Rotifera; Eurotatoria; Philodinida; Philodinidae
Source: the annotation of a GenBank genome assembly
AUGCUAUCUAUUGUUGUAAGUGAACGUAAUAAAUCAAUUUUAUUACUUGAUACUUUUCACUAUACACAAGAUAAAAUUUUAAGCAUAACUAUUUAUUGGAAAUGUGAAAAUCGUUCAUGUCCUGGACGUGUUAUACAAUAUAGAUCAAAUUCAUCAAGCAUGAAGAAAUCACAUAAUCGUGAUGGUGAUGAAAUGAAAGAAUGGAUGGAAAAAUAUCGAAAGGAAAAAUGUUGA